This is a messenger RNA of Cicer arietinum (chickpea), 1085 nucleotides long. RefSeq names its product probable glycosyltransferase At5g11130. Gene Ontology annotation, molecular function: glycosyltransferase activity. NCBI's taxonomy places the organism in Eukaryota, Viridiplantae, Streptophyta, Magnoliopsida, Fabales, Fabaceae. The record is from RefSeq and is a predicted model, not a curated record.
UAUAUAGGAGUCACAAAGAGAUGGAGAAACAUUUCAAAAUAUGGGUAUACGAGGAAGGAGAGCCACCAAUUUUCCAUGAUGGACCAAUGAAUGAUAUAUAUUCAAUUGAAGGUCAAUUUUUAGAUGAAUUAGUGAGUGGGAAGAGUCCAUUCCUAACUAAAAAUCCCAAUGAGGCCAUUGCUUUUUAUGUUCCAGUUAGUGUGACUAAUAUUGUACAAUAUGUGUAUUGGCCUUACGACAAUUAUUCUCGAGAACGUCUUCAAAACAUUGUCAAAGAUUACAUUGAUUUGAUUUCUCAUAGAUAUCCACACUGGAAUCAUAGUAGAGGAGCUGAUCAUUUUCUUCUCUCUUGCCAUGAUUGGGCACCAGAUGUUUCAGCUGCACACCCAAAACUUUUCAAGAACAUGAUAAGAGGUCUAUGCAAUGCAAAUUCUUCAGAAGGUUUCAAAGCAACAAGGGACAUUUCCUUACCUGAAAUAAAAAUUCCUUAUCAACAAUUUGGACCACCUUACCUAAACAACACACCAAACAAUCGUAGCAUUUUAGCAUUCUUUGCUGGGGGGUCACAUGGCAUUGCAAGACAACAACUUCUAUCUCAUUGGAAAGACAAAGACAAUGAAAUCCAAGUCCAUGAAUAUAUCCCUAAAAACUUAGACUAUUUUUCCUUAAUGGGCCAAAGUAAAUAUUGUUUAUGUCCAAGUGGGUUUGAAGUUGCAAGCCCAAGAAUUGUUGAGUCCAUGCAUGUUGGUUGUGUUCCGGUUAUUAUAUCCGAUUAUUAUGUUUUGCCAUUUAGUGAUGUUCUUGAUUGGACACAAUUUUCGGUUCAUGUUCCUAUUUCAAUGAUACCUAAGAUUAAAGAGAUUUUGAAGGGGAUUUCUUUUGAGGAUUAUUUGGAGAAGCAAAGGAAUGUUAUUAAGGUGCAAAGACAUUUCAUGCUUCAUAGGCCAGCUAAACCUUAUGAUAUUUUCUAUAUGGUUAUGCACUCUUUGUGGCUUAGGAGACUUAAUUCAAAGUUGUUUUAACUCCACUAUUCACUUAACUUUUAACUCCACUAUUCAACUUCAUAUACUAUAUACUUUCUUCAA